Molecule: messenger RNA, 1082 nt
Organism: Aplysia californica (California sea hare)
Lineage: Eukaryota; Metazoa; Mollusca; Gastropoda; Aplysiida; Aplysiidae
Product: ER membrane protein complex subunit 10
Cellular component (GO): EMC complex
Source: RefSeq, a predicted model, not a curated record
UGGAUGUACAUCGUCCCAGUGGUCAUCAUGAUGGUCAUCAUGUCAUCAGCUGACCAGCAGGCUCAAGGCGGCGGCGGCCGGUAAGGUCACGGAAGGUCACGGAGGACGGCGGGACAGAAUGAUCAGCUGACGGCCACAGAACUGGGACGGUGACAGGAGGGGCGGAGAUCUUAAUUUUAUUAAUUUUGGUUUUUGCUGUUUGUUUGUUUGUGACAAUUUCUCGUUUUUUUUUUUCUCUUUUUUCUUUUUGUUUUCUUUUUUCUUUUUUUGUUGUUUGUUUGUUUGUUUUUCGGGGGGAAGGCUAAUAAAUGAAAGCAUGUGUUAUGUUGCAUUUUGAGCUUCAUAGAAAAUGAUAAUUAGGUACGUGAUGCUUUGGGGGCGUUGGAGUACGCAGAGAUGGAGGAGUGAUUGGAGUGGGUGGUCGGUGGGUGCUCUGUGUGUGGUUUGCUCCUUCGUUCCUCUCAAACAUCUGUCGUCCUGAUCUCUCCUCCUUUUUUCCUUUAUAUGUUACUCUCUAGUAACACCUCUAAUCUUCGGCACUUAUUUGACCUAAAUGUGUUGCAAGUGCCGUUAAACUCCCAGUGAAGGAAAGGGACAUUACCUGACCAGUAGAACAUGUAAUAUGAUAGACUGACCAUACAUAGAACAUGUCAUAUGACAGACUGACCAUACAUAGAACAUGUAAUAUGACAGACUGACCAUACAUAGAACAUGUAAUAUGACAGACUGACCACAGUACAUAGAAUAUGUAAUAUGACAGACUGACCAUACAUAGAACAUGUAAUAUGACAGACUAACCGUUCACUGUACGUUUAUGUAAUGUGACCAUCAGAUGUUCUGUAACUUUGUGUGGGUCUUUUUCCCGAAGCCAGUCAGUCCACAGAGAAACUCAGCUUCAGAUGUGGGCGUGUCUUUUGUGACGUCAUGUGGUGUAUUUAUCCGGAUUGUGGCGUUAUAACUAUGAUAUUGGAUGUCAGCACUGUCUGCCAUUGUGGCCAAUGAGAUUCGUUGUGUUGGAUUUUGAAUUUUGAAUUUUAUCCCUGUCUUUUUAUUGGUCUUAAAUCACAUCUUUUAGAACGUUA